ACAACACGGUUUUUGCUGCUAAAAUACUCGUGAGUCGUGAACAUGUCGUCAAAUAAAAGAGGGACCUAAAUGGCUAAAUCAGCUAAAACACAAUUUACAGUAGUUACCCCAUCCCCAGUCCUCCCUUUCCAUUUCUGUGCACAUGAGUCGAUCCUCAGAGGUCAGUUCUUUCUAUCUUCAUCCCAUGCUAAUCACAACCUCCGGUCGAUUUUUGUCAGGGAACUUGAAUUUAAAAUAUUUUUCUUAGGAUGAACAGAUUAAAUUUGUAUUUGAUCUGUUGGAUCUUUGUAAAAAGUCAUUUAAGAACAGUAAAUUCUUAUUUGUUUGUAAAUUUGUAUGAAUUGGAGCUUAUAUCUAUUUUAUGUCUGAGCUGAUUUUAUCAUUGACGAAUUGGAGUUGUUUCUGGCAUAUCAAUUCUGAUUUCAUGAUGUGAAACCACAUUCAAUUGAAGCAAGUUUGUUCCAACUAACUUCUAACUUCCUCUAUAUGAAGGUCUCAGUUUUAUUACAUCAUUCGGAUUUUGUUGAGUUUCACCCUGCAUAUUCAGUCAAAUUUUUGCUAUAAUCAGAUGAUAGAGGGGACAUCAGAGAAUUUAUCAGUUGCUGUUGAAUCUAAUUGUGAUCCACCUGACCAUGAUUCUUCACUGUCUCGAAAAUCAGAUGGUGGGGAUACAUUGACAGAUUACUCGUCGUGUGAAUCAGAGUAUGAGAGGUACUGCAGUGCCAAUUCAGCCACAGGGACUCCUACUGUGUAUAGUUCACUAGUGACAACAGCAUUUCUUGAGUUCCCACAUAGCUUCAGACUAGGAGAUGAACAUCUUAAUGGUUGGAAUUUUGGAAGUUACAGGAAGUUAUCCGAAUCUCGCUAUCCCGGUCAUUAUUUGCAUGAAAAUGAAUUUUGUUAUCAAAAGAUUGCUGCAGAAAAGGAAUUGGUGGGGGUUAGCGGGAAAACAGAUUUAUAUGAAAAUGUAGAUUUAUUUUUUAUGCACAAUGAUAGUUUAAUAGAACGUCUUGACAUAUGCGGGGGAUCUGGGGUAAAUUUUGAGGAUUUACCUGUGAUGAGAAAUGUGGAAGAAGAAAAGUCUCACAGCCAUGGUUCUGAAGAGGUCAUGAACAUGGUUGUUGCUGUAAAAGAAGUUAAAAAUUCAGGGUCAUCUAUAAACAGCCAUUCAGAAGAUGAUCAUUCAAUAUUUGGAGGGGAGACAGACACAGAGGAGAAGAUUGAGUUAUAUUAUAGUAGUAAUUUACCACCUUUGAGCCAAAAGCAUGGUGAUCAUGACAAGAAGUCUUGUAUGAAUUCUUCUAUAGCUUUUGGCUCUGAUGAUUGGGAUGAUUUCGUCCAAGAAACUGAGACAAAAAGUGUUGGUUUACUGGUUCAAGAUGAUUUUCAGGCUGAUAGCAAUCAGAACUUUGAAGUUAAAACUGGUUGUUCGCCCACUGCUUCUAAAGUGCAACAAGAAGAGGCAAACAGCGUGCUUGUAACCAAUAAACCCAAGCAUACUAGUCCUUUGGGGUUUUCAGAUCUUUUAAAACAUUUUAAGGGAGAGCAUCCAAAAGUGUUGCAUACUCAAAACAAUCAGCGUUAUGUUGUUGAUGCAUUUUCCAAGUUCCUUAAGGAGUCUUCUGUUCAGAAUGUAUUGCGUAAAAACAGUGAAGGGAUUUCGGACCAGAGUCAUCAAUGCGAUAUAAACGAGGAAGAAAUUCGGACCAAUUCUUCUAGCAUGGAUUCAAAAAUAAAAACGUUGUAUGUGGAACCGCAUUUGGUUUCUGUUUCAGGAGAGCGUUCUGAAGAAGCAAAGACAGUGAACCUUGACCUAAAUGGAUUGUACAGUGAGAUUGUUCAUGAUAUGGAAGAAAUAUUACUUGAUUCUGGUGAACCCCCUGGAUUUGCUCUAGGAAACAAGAUAUAUCAGUCUUAUAUACCUCUCCUUUCAAGAGAUGGUGGUACUACUGCUUCAACUUGUAGUAGGGAUGAUGCUUCUCCUGUUAAUCAGCAACCUUGGAGGAUUAGGGGAAUAGAAGUCAUCGGGGCAAGGCAGAGAAAGGGGAAUGUUUCUCUCAGUGAGCGUAUUCUUGGAAUAAAAGAACACACCCUUUACAAAAUAAGGGUUUGGAGUGGAGAGGAAAAUUGGGAUGUUGAGAGACGGUUUCGUGAUUUUUCUACCCUUUACCACCGUCUGAAAAAGACAUUUGCAGAUCAAGGGUGGGUUCUUCCUCCUCCCUGGUCCUCCAUUGAACGAGAAUCAAAAAAGCUUUUUUGUAGUGCUUCCCCAGAUGUCAUUGCUGAGAGAAGUGUUCUUAUACAAGAGUGUUUACAAUCGACUCUUCACUCAAGGUUUCCUUCUGCUUCCCUCAAUCCUCUGUUUGGUUUCUUGUCCCCGUCGCAUGACAAUCCUAAUCCGCUCAAAUCUGAUUCGAACAUUACUUUUGGGAAAACUAUAUCACUGAUUGUUCAAAACAGACCAUUUAAAUCUGUGAAACAGUUGCUAGAUGAACAGCAUCGUAGUUGUGCGGGCUGCUACAUAAACUUUGGUGAUGGAAAGAGUAGGGUAGAGGAAUUUGUACAGACGCUAGGGUGGGGCCAGCCUCGUCUGUGUGAGUACAGUGGCCAGCUGUACUGCUCUUCAUGCCACAGAAAUGAGACCGCUGUCUUACCAGCAAGAGUUCUACAUUACUGGGAUUUCAGCUAUUAUUCAGUUUCUCAGAUGGCUAAAUCUUAUCUGGAUUCUAUAUAUAGUCAGGUAAUAUAUAAAGAAGGCUUCCCUAA
Molecule: messenger RNA, 2766 nt
Organism: Cuscuta europaea
Lineage: Eukaryota; Viridiplantae; Streptophyta; Magnoliopsida; Solanales; Convolvulaceae
Source: the annotation of a GenBank genome assembly